This is a messenger RNA of Phycomyces blakesleeanus NRRL 1555(-), 2698 nucleotides long. RefSeq lists its product as hypothetical. The coding region runs from base 43 to 2571 and encodes 842 amino acids. The transcript has 4 exons. Lineage: Eukaryota; Fungi; Mucoromycota; Mucoromycetes; Mucorales; Phycomycetaceae. Gene Ontology annotation, molecular function: RNA binding; protein binding. The record is from RefSeq and is a predicted model, not a curated record.
GCUGUCUUUCUUAUACCUUUUUAUUUUUAUUAUUAUUUUUAAAUGUCUCUUCAACUCACCGAGUUUGUAAAGCGCCCCAGUGUUGGUCGUACUGGAAAGCCCGUCCGCGUCCGCACUAACUUCUUUGAAGUCACUUCUUUCCCUACCCAGAACAUCCAUCAUUACGAUGUUACCAUCGACCCAGCGGGUACUCCUCCUGCUGUUUACCGUAAGGUCUGGAAGUGCUUUGAAGACCUUGAUGGACAGGGUAUCCUCAAGGGUAUCAAGACCAUCUACGACGGUCGUAAGAACGUAUUCUCCCCCAAGGCUCUCAACUUAGGUGAGGAAGGUGCUCUUGCCUUUGAAGUCGAUCUCCAGGAGGGUGACGCAGCCUCCAAGCGUUCCGGUGGUAUGUUCAAAAUUCGCAUCAAGAAGGCUGGUGAAGUCAACAUGGAAGAGCUCCGUCGCUUCUUGGCUGGUCAGAGCCCUUGCACCUCCAACUGCUUGACCGCCAUCAUGGUGUUGGAUGUCCUUAUCCGCCAUAUGCCAAGCAUGUUGUACUCAACCGUUGGUCGUUCCUUCUUCACUCCCAACGACAGCCGUCCUCUCCCUAACGGUGCUGAAGUCUGGCAAGGUUUCUACCAGUCAGCUCGCCCCACCGCUUGUAAGAUGAUGAUCAACAUUGACGUAUCUGCAACUGCAUUCUACGAGUCUGGCCCUCUUCCCCAAAUUGUUGCCAAGAUCCUCAACCGUCGUUCCGUCGAUGAGUUGCGUCAGGGUAUCCCCGAUCGCGAGCGCAACAAGCUCGAGAAGGUCUUGAAGGCCUUGAAGAUCCAGGUUGUCCACCGUGGUGACAUCAAGCGCAAGUACAAGGUCACUGGUGUUACCCCCAGUGCCGUUGAACGUACUAUGUUCAAGGAUGAGGCUGGCAAUGAGCAGUCUGUUGCUUCAUACUUCCAGAAGCAGUACAACAAGCGUCUCGCUUAUCCCUUCUUGCCUUGUAUUGUUGUCAAGCGCGACAUCUUCCUUCCCAUGGAGGUUUGCGAGGUCGUUCCUGGCCAGCGUCACUUGAAGAAGCUUAACGAGAAGCAGACUGCCGAAAUGAUUAAGUUCACUUGCCAGAAGCCCAACAUCCGCGCCAACAAGAUCAACCAAGGUCUCCAGCUGUUACAGUACAAGAACAACCCCUACUUGCAGCAGUUCGGUAUGGCUGUCAAGCCUGAGAUGGCCAUGAUUAAUGCCCGUGUUCUCCCCACUCCUCAGAUCUCCUAUCACGCUUCUUCCCAGGAGGCCACUUUUGCCCCUCAGGGUGGUGCCUGGAACUUGCGUGGCAAGAAGGUCGCUCAGGGUGCCGUCCUUGGCUCGUGGUCCGUCGUCAACUUCGCCUCCCAGGUUCCCAUGCCCGCCCUGCAGCGUUUCGUCCGCGAGUUGUGCCAGACCUUUAUCGACACUGGUCUCAACGUUGUCAACCGUUCCCCUCCUAUUACCCAGGCUGAUCCCCAGGGUAACAUUGACCGUACCUUGAAGGAAGCCUGGUUGAAGGCCGGUAAUGCCGCCAAGGCCAGCCCCCAGCUCAUCUUCUGUGUGUUGCCCAACACCGGUGUUCCCCUCUACGCUGAGAUCAAGCGUAUCUCUGAUACUGUCAUUGGUAUCCCCACUCAGUGUGUCCAGUCUAAGCACAUUGCCGACGCCAAGAAGCAGUACUGUGCUAACGUCUGCUUGAAGGUCAACAUGAAGCUCGGUGGUAUGAACUUGUUCUUGUCCCCUGCUCAGAUUCCCUUCAUUGCCCAGCGUCCUACCAUCAUCUUCGGUGCUGAUGUCACUCACCCUGCUCCUGGUGACAUGAACCGUCCUUCCGUUGCUGCCCUUACCGGUAGUAUGGACGCUCGUGCAUCUCGUUAUGCUUCUGCUAUUCGUGUCCAGGCUAAUCGCACCGAGAUCAUUGCUGAUCUUGCCAACAUGGUCAAGGAAUUGUUGAAGAACUUCUACCAGUCUUGCGGUCAGAAGCCCGAGCGUAUUCUCUUCUACCGUGAUGGUGUCUCCGAAGGCCAGUUCAAGCAGGUCCUCGAUGGUGAAGUCGCUGCCAUCCGCGCCGCCUGUUUGUCUCUUGACAAGACCUACAACCCUACCAUCACCUUUGUCGUUGUCCAGAAGCGUCACCACGCCCGUUUCUUCCCCAUUGAUCAGCGUGAUGCUGACCGUACUGGUAACUGCAUGCCUGGUACUGUUGUCGACACCGAUAUCGUUCAUCCUUUCGAGUUCGAUUUCUACCUCCAGUCCCACGCCGGUCUCCAGGGUACUUCCCGCCCUACUCACUACCAUGUCCUCCAUGAUGACAACAAGUUCACUCCCGAUGCCCUCCAGGAACUUACCUACCGUCUCUGCUACAUCUAUGGUCGUGCUACUCGUGCUGUCUCUCUUGUACCUGCUGCCUACUACGCCGAUUUGGUUGCUGCCCGUGCUCGCUUCCAUCGUCGUGGUGAGAACUGGUCUGACACCGAUGCUACCUCUGAGAGCAUGGAUUCGGAAGCUCAGAUGGCAAGCUUUGCUGUUGUCAAGUCCGAUCUCCAGAAGGUCAUGUAUUUCAUGUAAAAAAAAAUACAUUACAUAAAAGUCUUGGGUUAAUCUCCAAGAUUUUGUUUCAAAAAUAAAACAAUGAAAACAUUAAAUAAAACAUGACAUUUCACUUGCACUUGAAAUUGUGAAAUCAACUACUUAA